GGUCCAAUCGAGUAGUUCAAUAUAUUUUAGAUAAAUUCUGAUGUCACCUUAAAAUUUAAGUUAGACAUAAUUCAACCUACAAAACUGACUUGUUAAACUAGAAAUAUCUCUCAUUUAUAAAUACAUUCUCAAUAAUAUAUCUUUACAUAGCUAACCUUGUCUGAGAAACAAUUUUUUCCAUGAACAUAUGACCUAACCUUUUUAAGGCCAUCCCAUAUCUCACAUUCACAACUUUGCAUUGCUCAUGGCACUAAACAAGUUCUACAAGCUUGGAUAUCAAGCUCUCCCACCUAUCAUAACUCAGUCUACUACACUUCAUCACCCUCCACAACCUGACUAUGAUUUUCCCAUAUUUGCCAUUGUUGUUCUAAGCAUCAUGGCCACCAUUUUGUUGCUCCUCAUCUACUUCACUUUUUUAACCAAAUUCUGCUCAAAUUGGAAUCAAGUUAACCCAAACAGAUGGAUAUCGGUCCUGCGAGCUCGACAGAACGACGACGAUGAUCGCUUCAUAGCAUUGUCUCCUACCUCGUGGAACCGAGGACUAGACGAAUCGGUCAUCCGAGACAUCCCAAGUUUUCAGUUCAUAAAAGGAGAAUGUGAAGAUCAAACUGUGUUAUAUGGUUGUGUGGUUUGUUUGACAGAGUUUCAAGAACAGGAUGUGCUGAAAAUUCUCCCAAAUUGUAACCAUGCUUUUCACUUGGAUUGCAUUGAUGUUUGGCUUCAAACCAAUUCUAAUUGUCCUCUUUGUAGAUCAAGCAUUUCAGGCAGCACAACAAACACUACAUUUGAUCAUAUCAUAGCUCCAAGUUCUUCUCCUCAGAAUUCUCAGUUAAACUCUAACAUGGAUAGUGAUGAAGAUUUUGUGGUCAUUGAAUUAGGUGGAGGAGAAAAUGAGGUUCAACAUGAAAGAAAUUACUCAAGAGGAAGCUUAGCACAUAGUAGAAGUCAUUCUACUAUGAAGAAUGGAGAAAUGAAACCAAGGAAGUGUCACCAUGUUUCCAUCAUGGGAGAUGAGUGUAUUGAUAUAAUCAGAAAGAAAGAUGAUUUGUUUUCUAUUCAGCCGAUUCGACGAUCUUUCUCGAUGGAUUCGGCAAAUGAUAGACAAGUUUUCAUGGAUGUUCAAGCUUUUAUUAUACAACAACAAAAUGGUCAUAGCCAGAAUGAGGCUAGUGCAAGUGAGGAUUGUAAUAGCAGAAGUAGAAGAGCAUUCUUUCCAUUUUGUUAUGGAAAAGGAUCCAAAAAUGCAGUUCUUCCCUUUGGAGAAUGAUGUUUAAUGUAGUGAUAGACAGCAGAUGCAAAUGCAGAAUGUAGAGGAACUUCUGCUAAUGAUAGUAACUCAAUGACUAUCUAGCAACGACACUUCAUAUUGAAUUAGGAUUAUCAGCUGCUUAAUACAUGUGAGCACGUGUAGUUAUUUUCAAUUACUUUCAUUAAUUUUUCAAAUUAUUACUAAUGUCAGCGUGCAUGUAUCAGUAUUGUGAGGUGUAUGUGUUUAUAUUUCAUAACUUAGUAAGAGGCUGACAUAAUAAUUAUUGUUAGAAAAAAUGUUUUUAAACUUUAGUACCUUGCUUGAAUUACAAGGUGUGGGUCUUUCCCUUUGUGAAGUUUUGUUUUUUACUCAGAAAUGAAUGUAAAUGAUUGUGAAUGAUUGUGAGCACAUUAUCUUUUUUUACUA
Molecule: messenger RNA, 1675 nt
Organism: Cicer arietinum (chickpea)
Lineage: Eukaryota; Viridiplantae; Streptophyta; Magnoliopsida; Fabales; Fabaceae
Product: RING-H2 finger protein ATL16-like
Biological process (GO): protein ubiquitination
Molecular function (GO): transferase activity
Source: RefSeq, a predicted model, not a curated record